Aspergillus mulundensis is the source of this 1128-nucleotide messenger RNA. RefSeq names its product pyruvate dehydrogenase (acetyl-transferring) subunit E1 beta. Gene Ontology annotation, molecular function: pyruvate dehydrogenase (acetyl-transferring) activity. The record is from RefSeq and is a predicted model, not a curated record. The transcript has 4 exons. Gene Ontology annotation, biological process: pyruvate decarboxylation to acetyl-CoA. The coding region runs from base 1 to 1128 and encodes 375 amino acids. NCBI's taxonomy places the organism in Eukaryota, Fungi, Ascomycota, Eurotiomycetes, Eurotiales, Aspergillaceae.
AUGGCUUCUCCCCGUCUCUUCCGACCGGCAGCUCGUCUGCUUUCUUCGCGCCUCUCCGCGACUCGUCCAGCCUUCCCUCAGACUGCCUGCACACCUUCAAUUCUGCGCUUUCGCGGUUAUGCCACACAAAACGGUACCAAGGAGGUCACCGUCCGAGAUGCCCUGAACGAAGCCCUUGCGGAGGAACUGGAGCGCAACCAAAAGACGUUCAUUCUGGGUGAGGAGGUUGCGCAGUACAACGGAGCUUACAAGGUCACCAGAGGUCUGUUGGACCGCUUUGGUCCCAAGCGGGUUAUCGACACACCCAUCACGGAAGCAGGCUUUUGUGGUCUGGCAGUCGGAGCUGCUCUAGCUGGACUGCACCCCAUUUGCGAAUUCAUGACCUUCAACUUCGCCAUGCAGGCUAUUGAUCAGAUUAUCAACUCUGCAGCCAAGACGCACUACAUGUCUGGCGGUAUCCAGCCUUGUAACGUUACCUUCCGCGGCCCCAAUGGUUUCGCCGCUGGUGUCGCCGCACAGCACUCUCAGGACUACUCUGCCUGGUACGGCAGUAUUCCCGGCCUGAAGGUCGUUGCGCCCUGGAGCGCCGAGGAUGCGAAGGGUCUGUUGAAGGCUGCUAUCCGCGAUCCCAACCCUGUCGUUGUUCUCGAGAACGAGCUUCUCUACGGCCAGGCCUUCCCAAUGUCCGAGGCUGCACAGAAGGACGACUUCGUCCUUCCCAUCGGCAAGGCCAAGAUCGAGCGUCCCGGAAAGGACCUGACCAUCGUUUCCCUCUCGCGCUGCGUUGGACAAUCCCUCAACGCUGCUGCUGAGUUGAAGCAGAAGUACGGUGUUGAGGCCGAAGUCAUUAACCUUCGUUCCGUUAAGCCUCUUGAUGUCGAGACUAUCAUCCAGUCUCUCAAGAAGACUGGACGUUUGAUGUGCGUCGAGUCCGGAUUCCCCAUGUUCGGUGUUUCUUCCGAAAUCCUCGCUCUGUCCAUGGAAUACGGUUUCGACUACCUGACAGCCCCCGCUGUCCGCGUCACAGGUGCUGAGGUGCCUACACCUUACGCUGUCGGACUGGAAACGAUGAGCUUCCCCCAGGAGGACACCAUCGUUGGCCAGGCUGCCAAGCUUCUCCGGCUAUAA